Molecule: messenger RNA, 501 nt
Organism: Camellia sinensis
Lineage: Eukaryota; Viridiplantae; Streptophyta; Magnoliopsida; Ericales; Theaceae
Source: RefSeq, a predicted model, not a curated record
AUGGCUUCCGAGGAAAGCUUUUGGACAUUGAGCUUUGACGGAGCAACAGCCGGAGGGAAAGCAGGAACCGGGAUAGUCCUUAUAAGCGAAAGUGGGGAAAAGUUAUAUUUGUCUUAUAAAUUGGAUUUCCAGUGUUUGAAUAAUGAAGCCGAGUAUGAGGCUCUUAUUUUAGGCUUGAUAGCAGCUGAGAAACACAGUAUCAAGAAGAUUCAGAUUCAGGGGGAUUCAAAGCUAGAGGAGGUCGAAAUAGAGCAUGUGCCUCGCUCCGACAACAAGUUUUUAGAUGCCCUCACAACAUUAGGGGCAAGAGUUGACAUUCCAGAGGAGGAGGCGACAAUUGUUAUCAAGAAGAGAACAGAGCCUUUAAUAAUACCCGAGGACAAAGACCUUCCAGAGGACUGGAGAGAAGAAAUCCUCGAACAACUCAGAAGCAAAGUUGGAAAGCUGACUAUGGCCAAGCUUGCCCAAUUCAUAAUUAUUCAAGGUGAAAUUUACUUUUGA